Messenger RNA from Cololabis saira (Pacific saury), 2255 nucleotides. RefSeq names its product ddb1 and cul4 associated factor 7 (gene dcaf7). Gene Ontology annotation, cellular component: nucleus. Gene Ontology annotation, molecular function: protein binding. The record is from RefSeq and is a predicted model, not a curated record. NCBI's taxonomy places the organism in Eukaryota, Metazoa, Chordata, Actinopteri, Beloniformes, Belonidae. Bases 238 to 1266 code for a protein of 342 amino acids. The transcript has 7 exons.
CAUCACGUGUCUUUUCACUUGACAAGUUUUCACGUCGCAUGAAACGAUGCAACUCUUUGUUAAGUGAAGUGAUGAGAAAAUCGUUACAACACCAGCUUUGCUUAAUUUAAUAGUCGUCGUAACCUCGUCUUUUGAUACUUGUUCCUUUAACGAGCUGUUAAUAGCUCGCCGGGGGGGGAUUCUCUCAUUCCGUAGUCGGCUAACGUUAGCGUGUUAGCUCCAACACGCCUGACGAACAUGUCGCUGCACGGCAAAAGAAAAGAAAUCUACAAAUACGAGGCGCCAUGGACGGUCUACGCCAUGAACUGGAGCGUCCGCCCGGACAAACGCUUUCGCCUGGCGCUGGGGAGUUUCGUGGAGGAAUACAAUAACAAGGUCCAGCUGGUGGGUCUGGAGGAGGAGAGCUCGGAGUUCGUGUGCAGGAACACCUUCGACCACCCGUACCCGACCACCAAGAUCAUGUGGAUCCCGGACACCAAGGGCGUUUACCCGGACCUGCUGGCGACGAGUGGGGACUACCUGAGGAUCUGGAGGGUCAGCGACACAGAAACGCGUCUUGAAUGUUUGCUGAAUAACAACAAGAACUCGGACUUCUGUGCUCCCCUCACCUCCUUCGACUGGAAUGAAGUGGAUCCCAAUCUGCUGGGAACAUCCAGCAUUGACACCACCUGCACAAUCUGGGGGUUGGAGACCGGUCAGGUGUUGGGGCGAGUUAACCUGGUGUCCGGCCAUGUGAAGACCCAGCUGAUCGCUCACGACAAAGAGGUCUAUGACAUUGCAUUCAGCCGUGCAGGAGGCGGUAGAGAUAUGUUUGCCUCCGUGGGAGCUGAUGGGUCCGUCCGCAUGUUUGACCUCCGACAUCUGGAGCACAGCACCAUCAUCUAUGAAGACCCGCAGCACCACCCGCUGCUCCGCCUCUGCUGGAACAAGCAGGACCCCAACUACCUGGCCACGAUGGCCAUGGACGGCAUGGAGGUGGUCAUCCUGGAUGUUCGCGUGCCCUGCACUCCUGUCGCCCGGCUAAACAACCACCGCGCUUGUGUUAACGGCAUUGCCUGGGCCCCUCACUCCUCCUGUCAUAUCUGCACUGCAGCCGACGACCACCAGGCCCUGAUCUGGGACAUCCAGCAGAUGCCCCGUGCCAUCGAAGACCCCAUCCUGGCCUACACUGCCGAGGGCGAGAUCAACAACGUGCAGUGGGCGUCCACGCAGCCCGACUGGAUCGCUAUCUGCUACAACAACUGCCUGGAGAUCCUGCGGGUCUGAAGCUGAGUAGAAGGAGCUCCAGCCGCUUCUCGGCUGGACUUUUGUCGUCCUCGUCCCUCCUUCUCUCAAGACAGCGAUGAGGCAAUGAGUGAACUCUCUGAACAUGUUUGGAGUAUUGCAUACAUACUCUGCAAUAAUCUGGUUUACAUUUAUCAUCCACGUUUUUGGCUCGACUGCUCUCCAACUAAACAUGUUUGAAGCUCUUAUUUAUUUUGGUUAACCAGCAGGUUUCAGCAGCUGGAUGAAGCGUCAGUGCUCUCAACCUCACAGCUGUUGUGUAUAAAAGUCAACUUUUAUAUUUCUUGGUGUAAUUUCAGCCAGCUGUGAGAUUAUCUCGAAGGGUUUUACAUUUCAUCUGUUUAAUUUGUUGAGGUUGGUGGUUGAAUAUGACCUCUCUAAAGUGUAGGAUUAUAUCGUACCCUUCUUGUGGAUGCAUAACGUAUUAUUGUUAAAUCAAGGUUCAAACUAUCGUAGUCUCGUUUACUUAUGUGGCUAUUUAAGCUGUAAACAAAAAAAAAAAAUCAAACCACCUUCUCUCUGGGUGGUUUUCAGUGCUCAGACGUGAUCUGUGCAACUUUUGAAAAAUGUAAAAUAACCUGCGAGGGAUUCAUGUCACUGCAGUGGUGUCUGUCACCUUUAGUUUUGCUCGUGACGCUGUGAGACAGCCAUGUACAGAACCUACCAGAGCACUGUUCUUAAGCCUUUUUAGCUCCCUAAUUAUUCACCUUUUCUCUCUUUAUUUGUAGAUAAAGCUUAGAGGUUUCUUUGGUAGUGGAAGCAACUUUGAAUCUUUGCCUUUCUUUUUUUGUUGUGUUCAAUAACGAAAGGGUCAUGUCCUUGUAGCAUGCCAUUACAAGGCGGAAUGUACAUACAUAUAAAUAAAACAACCUCAGUUGUUGGUAUGCCAAGUGUUCACGUUGUAGCUUUUUUCAUAAAGUUUAUUAUUGAAUUUGCUCUAAUAAAUUGUAUUCCUCCUUGUCUGAAACUAA